This is a messenger RNA of Pangasianodon hypophthalmus (striped catfish), 1879 nucleotides long. RefSeq names its product muscle segment homeobox 1a (gene msx1a). The transcript has 2 exons. Bases 789 to 1532 code for a protein of 247 amino acids. The record is from RefSeq and is a predicted model, not a curated record. Gene Ontology annotation, biological process: regulation of transcription by RNA polymerase II; embryonic morphogenesis. Gene Ontology annotation, cellular component: nucleus. Gene Ontology annotation, molecular function: DNA-binding transcription factor activity, RNA polymerase II-specific; RNA polymerase II transcription regulatory region sequence-specific DNA binding. NCBI's taxonomy places the organism in Eukaryota, Metazoa, Chordata, Actinopteri, Siluriformes, Pangasiidae.
GUGCAAGCAGUUGGUUAAAAAAAAAGAAGUGAUCUCUGCAACAAAGCAUCAAGUAUUGUAUUGUAUUGUUAUUGUGUAGUUAUUGUUAUUGUACUGCACGCUCUCAGACUCUCAGAAACAAAGGUACUAAACCGUAUCUUUCUUGUCACUGGGGGUGUAUGCUCAAGGGGGCAUCUUUUAUUUGGAAUCUUGCAUGUAGUGUAACUUUAAAAUAUUAUUUUAAAAGCUAAUUAAAGGCGCAGGACUUGUCCUUAAGGUGCAGUUAUGUACAUUAAAUCGUUUUUAAGUAAAGGCUACAUUUGCAUUACCGUGUAGUAGUACUGAAUGUACAAAAGGUGUAUCCUUGAGUAAGAAGCAAAAGUCCUUUUUUGGGGGGGAAGCUAUUACUGUCAAAGGGCACGAGCUUUAUUGCUGAUCCAAAAAUGCGACGCACUAAUUUACUUUGCUCGGGAGAGUAAAUAACACUCCCGCUCGAAAUGUCAGUCUGGAGAAGAUUCCUGGGAAGAUGUAAACCACGCCUACUGCCUCUAAACCACGCCUACCCUCGCGCUACAACUUUCUGAAAGUCUUAAACUCCUCCCACGGCUUAACAAGCUAUUCUGCACGCGAGACUGAUGGAGGGGAACGGCUGAAGCCACGCCCACGCGCGCUCUGAUUGGACGGUUUUGGUUUUUAACUUUAGCCGUCCGGGCGCGCGUGGCUGAAAUGAAACCUGGGCGAUGCGCUCGCGCUAGGCUCGCGUUCGUACAGAGCGACUGCAACUUUAUGGAGCCCCGACCGGCUCGAGCAUGAAACGCGAGGACGUCACUUCUUCGCAUGACGACAUGCAGCGCGUGAAGCCCGGAGCCGCCGUGCUGCCGUUUAGCGUGGAGGCGCUGAUGGCGGAGCGGACACCGAGCCGGGCUGACAAAAGCGCCGGGGCGCGCGCGCGCUGCUGCUGCGAGGACGGAUCCUCCUUCUCCUUCUCCUGCUCGGUUGCGCGCGACGGAGACGCGUCACUGCAGGCGGAGAGCCCUGAGCGCGCGGACCGGAGCUCGUGGACAGAGAAUUCCCGUUUCUCCCCUCCUCCUCUUCCUCCUCCUCCUCCUCCUCCUCCAAGGCGCCUCAGUCCUCCUGCAUGUCCCCUGAGGAAACACAAGACCAACCGGAAGCCUCGCACCCCGUUCACCACGUCACAGCUGCUGGCGCUGGAGCGGAAGUUCCGGCAGAAGCAGUACCUGUCGAUCGCGGAGCGCGCGGAGUUCUCCAGCUCGCUCAGCCUGACGGAGACGCAGGUAAAGAUCUGGUUCCAGAACCGGCGCGCGAAGGCCAAGAGGCUGCAGGAGGCUGAGCUCGAGAAGCUGAAGAUGGCCGCCAAGCCCAUGCUGCCCCCGGGCACUUUCGGGAUUUCCUUUCCGCUUGGAGCGCACGUGCCGGCAUCGUACGGAGGAGGCGGCGGCGCGCACGCGUUUCAGAGACCUUCCGUGCCCGUUUCACCCGUCGGACUGUACGCAGCCGCGCACAUGGGAUACAGCAUGUAUCACCUAGCAUGAGGCGCGCGAGGAACUCUCCUUUUCACCCAGGGAUUUAGAGGCACGAGCAGAAACACUUCCACUCAUGCUCAUGCGCCACCGAGGUGCCAUUUUUAUUCACAUAAAUCACUGAGCGUGUGGCCAUGAAGCACCUAAACACACACACACACACACACACACACACACACACUAUUUGUAUGCAUUCAUUGCAAUGCGCUAGGAAGAUCCAGAGCGGUUUGAGCACGUGCUUUCAACAAUGCUACCCUUCGGAAGGGAUAUGGUGAACUGUAAAAUAUUGUAUAUUAGGGGAAAAAAGUUUUUAUAAUAUGAUUAUAUUUGUUGAAUAAAUUAACAAUAAAUUGUUUAUU